This is a messenger RNA of Hordeum vulgare subsp. vulgare (domesticated barley), 1103 nucleotides long. RefSeq lists its product as uncharacterized. Gene Ontology annotation, molecular function: carbohydrate binding. The coding region runs from base 60 to 1004 and encodes 314 amino acids. The transcript has 4 exons. Lineage: Eukaryota; Viridiplantae; Streptophyta; Magnoliopsida; Poales; Poaceae. The record is from RefSeq and is a predicted model, not a curated record.
UACGGUUCAGCUCAACAACCAGCCACACAUCUCCUGUAGCUACUAUACCCUAGCCAGCCAUGGUAAACCCUAGCUAUUUUACUAGCGCUCCGGUUACCCAAGAGAUCCACCAGAAUGAGCUCAACUUCCACUUGUACAUGUAUCAGUGGGUCGAAGGGUCAGCACAGGUUAAUGAGAAACAAGUGGUGAAUAUAGCGCAUCCCACGGGGUUUGGAGCCAUUUACGCCAAUGACUGGACCAUGUAUGAUGGUCCUGGUCCCAAUGCGAACCUUGUCGCACGUGCUCAGGGCGUGCAUACCGGUAGUGACAUGAACCUAGGGGACUCAUGGCUUGUCUGUCUCAACAUUGUAUUCGUCGAUCAAAGGUUUCGGGGGUCUACCCUGAAGGUGGUCGGAAACUAUGGAGGACUGCCUGUAGAUGAAUGGGCAAUCGUCGGUGGGACCGGAGAGUUUGGAUUUGCACAUGGUGUUGGCACCUUCAGAAAAUAUAAGGAGAUGGGCAAUGGGAACAUGAGGGAGUUCAAUAUUCGUGUUCGCUGCCCCACUUUGCAAAUACCACCGGUGCCGACUCCUCCCAACGACAAGGAGGGGCCGUUGGGUGGCAAAGGAGGGGAAGCUUUUGACAUCCUAGGUCAUCCUCAACGCCUGGAGAGUGUGACAAUUCGAAGUGGCGACAUCAUUGAUUCACUUGCGUUCUCCUACAUAGACCAAGCUGGGAAGAAGCAAACCGCUGGUCCAUGGGGUGGUAAUGGCGGGCUCGAGGAAACGAUCACGUUUGCUCCUACAGAGACUCUGAAGAAAGUUUUUGGAGUAGUCGGUACCAUUGGAGGACACACUGUCGUUACCUCGCUUACCUUUGUCACCAAUAUUAAGAUAUAUCCAACUUUCGGAAAAGGAACAGGAGGUACUACUUUCAGCAUACCCGAGAAGAACGCUAGUGUUGUGGGCUUCUUUGGUCGCGCUGGAUCAUAUGUCGACGCAAUUGGUGUUUACAUCGCAAAUUAGGACAAGUUCCUUUUCCGAAGAAUAUAAUCGUGGGUCUAGGUGAAGCCUCCCACUUUCAUUUCAACUAUUCCACAAAUAAAAUGGACACACGUUGUCAUC